AUGUUUUUACCGGCAGAUGAUCCGCUUUAUAAUCCAAAUCCAAAUACCACUGUAUCUCCAUAUCAACUUAAUGUGCCUUUUUUACCGGUUAAUCGAUCUGAAGGAAAUAAUGAUACUAAUCCUGCAACGCGAAAUACUCUUCUUAGUGGAAUAAACGGCGUCACACCAUUUCUUGACUUAAAUACAAUUUAUGGAAUUAGUGAUCAAGACGCAAUAAAUAGGCUUAGAGAUGCAUCUACUAAUAGAGGAAAGUUGAAGACGUAUAUUAUCAACGGUCAAGAAUAUCCUCCAAAAAAUGCAUCGGAUGGUUCAUAUAUUUGGGGUACUUUUGAACGUGCAUAUACUAUAUUUACUUUUGCUAUCCAAACGAUCUGGAUGCGCGAACAUAACCGACUAUGUGAAGAAUUGUAUAAAAAACAUGGUAGUUCUUGGACUGAUGAACAAUAUUUUCAGGAAGCUAGACGUUGGACUACUGCUUUUUAUCAAAAAGCUGUUGCUGAAGAAUAUAUUGGUGCUAUUCUUGGUCGUCCUUUACCAGCUUAUCAAAAUUAUAAUGCAAAUCUUACGCCAGGAAUUGAUACAUUUUUUUCAACUGUCACAUUUCGAUACGGCCAUAGCGAAUUAAGUGAUUCUUACCGCAUCCAAGAUGAAUACGGAGAUACACUUUAUGAUUUAGCUUUGAACAAUAUUAGAAACCUAACGCUUGUAGAACAACUUGGUUUAGAAAGAGUACUUCGAUCUAUGAUUCUUCAACGCCAAGAAGAAGUGGAUAUUUUUUUGGUAGAUUCAACUAAAAGACUUGUUAAUUUUGACAAUCACAUAUAUGAUCUAGCAGCUUUUGAUAUUAUAAGGAGUAGAGAUCGUGGUAUUCCUUUAUAUAAUGUGAUUCGACAAUAUUUUGGAUUUCCUAAAGCUCAAUCGUUUUCUGACAUUUCUAAAAAUCCUAUUAUUCAAAAAAAUUUGGCUAAAAUCUAUCCAAUUGGAGUUGAUACCGUAGAAGCAUGGGUUGGAGCGAUGAGUGAGGAUCAUUUAAGUGGUGCAAAUUUUGGCAUGGUUUUGAAUGCAAGUAUGGUAACGCAGUAUACAUAUAUUAGAGAUUCUGAUAAUUUUUGGUUUGAAAAACCUAAUAUGUUUACUUCUGAUGAACGAACUAUCAUACGAAAUACGACACUUCGAGAUAUAAUAAUUCGUAACAUUAAUAGUAGUGCAAAUUUCCCACAAAAUAUUUGGUCAGUUCAACCUCAAACGACACUUAACAAUAGUGAUGAUAGUAAUUAUCCAACCAAGAUUAGCACUUGGAGUCAAUAUAUUGUGAGUUGUAGAGUUGAUAUGACAUAUGUGUAUUUCAAAGUUCAGAUUCAAACUUCUGAUGGCAAUGGUUGGUUUGGAAUGGGGUUUGGUCCAGAUGAUGAUGGAAUGAAAGGUGCUGAAUUUAUCAUUGGCAUUGUUACCAAUGGAAAUGUCACAUUGGGAAAUUAUCAUGCCGACGUAGGUGGUUACCAUCCUCCCUUACGUGAUUCCAAUCAAGAUCCUACUCUUGUACCAAAAUUUUCUAUGUCUAGUAGCAAAGCUGUGACCGUAGAGUUCAAAAGACUUCUCAAUCCACCGGGAAAAAAACCAAUUACUAAUGGUGAUAUGAAAUAUAUUUUGGCUUAUAAUCCAAACAGCGACGCCUUCUCUUAUCACCAAAAUAAUCAGGCUGGUUAG
Molecule: messenger RNA, 1707 nt
Organism: Cetraspora pellucida
Lineage: Eukaryota; Fungi; Glomeromycota; Glomeromycetes; Diversisporales; Gigasporaceae
Source: the annotation of a GenBank genome assembly